Anisakis simplex (herring worm) is the source of this 840-nucleotide messenger RNA. Lineage: Eukaryota; Metazoa; Nematoda; Chromadorea; Rhabditida; Anisakidae. The record is from the annotation of a GenBank genome assembly.
UUGAACUUCUGCAGGUUACACCGAACCUAUCGUGAUGCACAACGUGUAUAUAUGUUGAUGGAAUGUUGUAUAGGUGGUGAAAUGUAUACAAUUAUUCGAGACAGGGGACGUUUGGAUGAGCCGUCAUCACGUUAUUAUUGUGCGGCAAUAAUUGAAGCACUCGAGUAUCUGCACUGUCGCUCAAUUGUCUAUCGCGAUCUCAAGCCCGAGAAUGUUCUUCUUCAAAAGGAUGGUAUACCUAAACUGGUGGAUUUUGGUUUUGCAAAACGUUUGGACGAAGACGAUGGUAGAACUUGGACAUUUUGUGGUACUGCUGAGUAUAUUGCGCCCGAGAUUGUUCUCAAUAAAGGGCACGAUAUAGCUGUUGAUUUGUGGGCAUUAGGCGUUUUCAUGUACGAAUUGCUGACUGGAUCACCUCCAUUCCUGUGUUCGGAUACAAUGUCAACGUAUAAUGCAAUUCUACGCGGUAUUGAAUCGCUUGUAUGGCCGAAGUAUUUAUCCCAGGAUGCGAUCACCCUGAUCUUCAAUUUGUGUCGAAAAGAGCCACAUCAACGACUCGGUUAUAACCGGAUGCAAGACGUUCGUGAGGCUUCGUGGUACAGCAUGUUCGAUUUUGAAGCGUUCCGUUCACUCAAAAUGAAACCACCAAUUAUUCCUAAUGUAAGUUGUUCUCGUUCGAAUGUUGAAUUUCUUCCACACAUCAGUUAUAACAGUCCGUUCCUUAUCGAUUUCGACGAGCAAAUCCGUAGCGAUGCGGAUACGAGGAAUUUCGAGCAUUUUCCAGUGCUGGAUCGUUUCGCAAUUGGUCGCGAGACUAGCGGUUGGGAUAGGGAUUUCUGA